Molecule: messenger RNA, 2506 nt
Organism: Pygoscelis adeliae (Adelie penguin)
Lineage: Eukaryota; Metazoa; Chordata; Aves; Sphenisciformes; Spheniscidae
Gene: NEK11
Product: NIMA-related kinase 11
Exons: 15
Coding region: 22-1824 (600 amino acids)
Biological process (GO): protein phosphorylation
Molecular function (GO): ATP binding; protein kinase activity
Source: RefSeq, a predicted model, not a curated record
UAGUUUCUGUUACACAGAGAAAUGCUGAAAUUUCAAGAAACUGCUAAGCAUGUCACUGUUGCCAGAUUUAAUUCUGCUUGCUCAGAUGCUGUGAUUGCAAGAAGAUAUGCUAUUCAGAGGAAACUUGGCAAUGGAAGCUUUGGAAGUGUGUAUCUGGUUUCUGACAGAAAAGCAAAACAAGGAGAAGAAUUAAAGGUUCUAAAGGAAAUCUCUGUUGGCGACCUAAAGCCUAACGAAACAGUUGAAGCAAAUCUGGAAGCACAGCUACUCUCCAAAUUAGACCAUCCAGGCAUUGUCAAAUUUUAUGCAAGCUUUGUGGAGCGAGAUAGUUUCUGCAUUAUCACUGAAUACUGCGAGGGUGGAGAUCUAGACUUUAAAAUUCAAGAGUACAAAGAGUCUGGGAAGAUAUUCACUCAAAGACAAAUAAUAGACUGGUUUAUACAGUUGCUACUCGGAGUCAACUAUAUGCAUGAAAGGCGAAUACUUCACAGAGAUUUGAAAGCCAAGAAUAUAUUUUUGAAAAAUAAUCUUCUUAAAAUUGGGGACUUUGGAGUUUCUUGUCUUUUGAUGGGUUCAUGUGAUCUGGCAACUACAUUUACUGGGACACCAUACUACAUGAGUCCAGAGGCACUGAAGCACCAGGGAUAUAACACAAAAUCUGACAUUUGGUCUCUGGGAUGCAUUUUAUAUGAGAUGUGCUGUAUGAACCAUGCAUUUGCUGGACACAAUUUUUUGUCUGUUGUGUUAAAAAUUGUAGAAGGUGAUACACCUUCUCUUCCUGAUAGAUAUCCAAGCAAACUGAAUGCUGUGCUGUGCAGCAUGCUAAAUAAGAAUCCUUCAUUGAGACCAACAGCAGCAGAGAUCCUAAAAAUCCCUUAUAUUGAUGAACAACUAAAGAAUAUACAGUACAAGUUCACAAACAUGACUGUGAAGGACAAGGCACUUAACUGGCAGAAAGAAGCUGCUCCCAUUUUUGAUGCUGUGCAAAGGAAAGUUCAUUUACAAACUCUGCAGGAACUGUCUGAAGUACAGAAAAUGACACCACGGGAACGGAUGAGGCUGAGGAAGUUAAAUGCUGCAGAUGAGAAAGCAAAGAAGUUGAAACAGCUGGCAGAAGAAAAAUAUCAAGAAAAUAUCAAAAGAAUGCAAGAAUUGAGGUCCCGUAAUUUUCAGCAGCUGAAUGUCAAUGUCCUGCAUGAAUCCGAUGAGCAGACUUCAAAACCCCUAAUUCAUUCUCAGCCAGUCACCACAUGCGACUGUGUGUCCAUAGGACAUGACGAACCAAGUGGAAAUGAGACAUCAAGUCAACUCCGCAUGUCUGAACUUACAGACCACGAGAUCCCUGAAGACCCAGAAACUGCAGAAGAAUAUUAUAAUGAUGAGUUUGAAUCCUGUUCAGAAGGCAGUGAAGAGGAGGAGGAUGUGGAAGCAUCACAGAUGGUCUCUAAGACAAACCACCAGGACAGUGAUAUUGAGGCAAUGGUCAAGUAUUUGGAGAGUGUCCUGAAUAAUAGCUCUUUGGGCUCGGGGACUGUCACCGGAGUGUCUCCAGGGGUGCCCCAGGGAUUCAGAGCUCUCAACAGCACUAUGGCUGAGACCAAACUGAAACGCAUGAGGGAAUCUGCCAUUGGGAAGCUGGGAGCGGAGGUAUUUGAGGCAGUGUACAGCUAUCUCAAAGAAGCGAGACAGCAGAAUGCUAGUGAGGAGGAGAUCAGGAGACGCCUGGAGAACCUGGUUUCUAGAGCAAGCGAUUGCUUUGAAGUGGAUCAACUUCUCUACUUUGAGGAGCAGCUACAGGCUUCAGAAGCCCGUCUUCAGCUAUAAAAUGUGUGUCAGUAACAGCGCGGGAAACGGCAAGGAGGAGUGAAAGUGCUGAGCUGCCUUCUUUAGGCCAGCAAGCAAGUAUGGGAGGUACUAAGAGGAAACUUACUGAAGGUAAUGUAGUACAUAUAAGCAUGUGGGUAAACUCAAUUUGCGAAUGCAGACCACAGUGAGAAGUGAGUAAAUACGGUAUAGAUUACAGGGGCAGGAAGAAAGACAAAUGUUUGUGACAGUGGAGAGAAGGAUUCACCGUUACCAGAGUCCCCUUUUUCACCACUUCGGGCAUAAAGAAAGGUAUUUUCCUGGGCCUUGGCCAGGCGUCAGUCCUGCACUCAGACCAUCACUGGCAAAGCUGCCCCUGAUGGAAAUGGUGCAGGAUUAGACUCCAGCUGCUGUUGAUUCCUGCGCUAACUGGUCCUCGUGACACUUAAGCCCAUAUUUUUUGUGCUUUGGCAGACUUACCCUUGAACACACAUGUAUAUUUACAGCUACUCAGCCACUAAUUGUCUUGUUAUUAUUCAUUGUCCAAAAGGACUGCAUUUAAUCUGCGUGACUUUCAAAGGAACUGUGAAAAAGAUGCAUACAUGCAUAUUUAUAUACAUAUAUGCAUACUCACACACAGAGAGAUAGGUAUGUAUAUCCAUAGAGACCGAAAGAUGUCUGACCAUACAGCGUACGUGUGUGC